GGGACCCCAGGCAGGCAUGGUGGGCUAUGACCCCGAGGCCAAGUGCGUCUCCACGGUGGAAGCGGCUGUAGCGGGAUCAGCAUCUGGCUUGGUCACUCGUGUCCUUAUCAGCCCCUUGGAUGUCAUCAAGAUCCGCUUCCAGCUUCAGAUCGAGCAGCUCUCCUCCAAAACCCCGGGGGCCAAGUAUCACGGCAUCUCACAAGCUGUACAGCGCAUCUUCCAGGAGGAGGGGCUGGGAGCCUUCUGGAAGGGCCAUGUUCCUGCUCAGCUCCUUUCUGUUGGCUACGGAGCUGUUCAGUUCAUGGCAUUUGAGAGCUUGACGAAACUGGUGCACAACGUCACCUCAUACAAUGCCCGUGAUUCCUUUGUGCACUUCGUCUGCGGUGGACUGGCGGCUUGCGCAGCCACUGUUGCCGUUCAGCCCGUUGACACGCUACGCACCCGCUUUGCUGCUCAGGGUGAGCCUAAGAUCUAUCGCAACCUUCGCCACGCAGUGGUGACCAUGUACCAGACAGAAGGGCCCCGCACUUUCUAUAGAGGUUUGACUCCCACUAUCAUCGCUAUCUUCCCGUAUGCCGGGCUCCAGUUCUCCUUCUACAACAUCCUGCAGCAGUUUUCCGAAUGGGCAGUUCCAGCUGAAGGAAAGAAAGGAGGCAACGUUAAAAACCUUGUUUGUGGCAGCUGCGCUGGAAUCAUCAGCAAAACCCUCACCUACCCUUUUGACCUGUUCAAGAAACGACUGCAAGUGGGUGGCUUUGAGCGUGCCCGGGCAGCCUUUGGGCAGGUACGGAUGUACAGGGGUCUCCUGGACUGCGUAAGGCAGAUCCUGCGAGAGGAGGGCCCGGGUGGGUUCUUCAAGGGCCUCUCACCCAGCUUGCUGAAGGCUGCAGUCUCCACUGGCCUGGUCUUCUUCUGGUACGAGCUGUUCUGCAGCCUGCUGUGCGCCCUGAAGAACACAGGCAGCACUACGAGGAAGGAGGGCUGAAAGAGGCGAGUAUUUGCCUACCCGGUGUUCUCCUGGAGGAGGGAAAACUGAUGGCUUUGCCAUCAUGAGCAUGUUGGAAAUGUCAGAGGUCCACCAGCCUGUCGGAAAUCACCUCCUGAGACCGAGAAGGAGAAGGCGACUGCGGUUCAGCCGAAGGCGCUGAACUGCUCUGCUGGAAGCUGUUCAACGGAGCACUUCUUUUCUGUCUUCUCUCAUGUCAGCGGACAUUUAGUGGGGAGAGGGGGGAACCAAGCAGACAACCACCUAGCAGAGUGAUCUGAAAAGGCACCCAAUAAAGUGGGUGGAUUCCUGUGCUCGCCCGGGGUCACAGAGGGAUCCUGGCGUAGCUCCUGCUGCUUAACCAGCCUAAAGUCACUUUGUACCUCUGCAUCUGCACAGCUUUAGUUCCUUGCUCUGUGGCCUGCUGUUCCCACCAUAUUAUUUUCUUGGUGUUGCACAGGUAUCUCUGUCCUGCUGUUGUGAAGUCACUUAAAACCUCUUCAGUGUGCACAGAACCUCUGUUUUCCUUCACUUUGCUGCCAGCUGCUGGUUCUUGAUUACCACUCACUGGCUGUGCGUUCUCAGCUGCCUUAAACACACAAUCUUCUAGCAGAUCAUGCUGACCCAAACUUUAUCUUUCUCCAGCUGUGAUGAGCUUGAUUGUAUCCCAAGUGCCCAUUUCUCUUCCUGCAUGCCUUGCCAUACAUCUCGUAGGGUUUUGCAUUGCCUUAGUCACGCUUUUUACAAGUAGACCUGGAGAUUAAAAGCGCCGCUCUAAGAGGAUUCAACGCACAAACCAGUUCUUACUUCAGGGUUCUUUGUUUCAAUGUAGUGAGUAAACAAAUGCUGUAUAGAGCUUUAGAAAUAUUGAGUCUAAGUUGGAAUGAUGAAGGAAAAGUCCUGUGGAAACAAGUAAAUGUCUUUUUUUUGUUUUAAUACCACUUUUGAAUGUUUCUAGCAAGUAUUUCUGUAGUGGCCUCAGCAUUUCUGAACCUCAGUCCUACAGUGGUGCUAACAAAUGAAGAUGUUUUGACAAGAUUAGCUGAAGUGAGAGGACUAAACAUCAAAUUGGAAUUGGUUGGCUUAGCAUGGUGUUUGACAGGAACAGGCUGAUUGAAUUAGAGCUGGAUAAGCGUUUUUCUGGAGUUUCAAAGGCUUUGUGAAUGGUUAAAAAAAACAACACAUCUCUGAUUUAUGUAGCAAGGAAAAGAAAGAAAAAUACUUUAUUCCUCCUCUUUUAUCCUGUUUUUCCAAGCUGAGCAGGGCGUGGAAGGCAGAGUUCUGAGGAAGAGCCUCUGUGAUUCAAAAGCGUGUUUGUCAUCGGGUGAGUAGUGGAGGGGGCAGAGCGCUGCAGUUAUUUAGAGGAUGGUUUGAUGGUUCAUCCUCUUAAUGCAGAACUUUUUGUGGCUCUUUUGCAAUAUGCGGGGUGUUAAUCCCAAAUGGCCUGGCCAAAUUCCAACGUGACCAAUUCCAUUCUGUUGACGUAAGUUAUCCUGGUGAUUUUGAGCAUAUCAGCGUUGCUCACUUAUCCUGAGCUAUUGUGAGAGGCUGUUUUUAAAGAGCAGCUGUUUCACUGGUGGCUGAGGUAUCCAGAGAGAUUCCUCGCAAGCCCAGGCCAAAUAACUUUAUGUCUGCUGCGGUCUGAGAUCUUGGAAGAUCUCACUGGAGUUUCCCCGUUGGAAUGACUGGGAUUUCACUCUGAUGUAAUCCUAUCAGCGGGGACUUGCGCUGCCUGAAAUUCACCUCACAGGCUGCUCAGCAGUUGCGUUGGUUUUCCUCUAGUGCCUUUUGCCAUCAGAAUGUCCAAAAGCACUUCAGCAGGCAGAGCGUUGAAGAUGAGUUGCACUGUGGUGGUGAAGGGAUCCACCAUUGCUCUUAGCUGGCCUCGGAUGGGGGACAUUGUCGCACAAGUUCUGUGAAGAACAAACCGUUUCCCACGGCGCUGGCUGGCUCUUGAGUUUCCAGGACAGUCCUGUUCUCAGGAUGCUCAAUGGUUUUUGAAAAUAAAUUAAUAAAUUAAUGCUUUACAGUCAGUCUUGGAAUAGAUGUAUUUCAUUUGGGUUUAAGUUUCAUCAUGUAGAACUGUAAUUCUCUGUGGCAUUUUGCUGUGGUGCCUGCGUGGAUCUUUUGCAGCUGCUGUCGCCUGAAAGCAUCCGCGCACAACGCAUGCCUACCUUUGACAAAAGGUACAUUAAAUAUUUUGUUAUGCUCCUG
Columba livia (rock pigeon) is the source of this 3199-nucleotide messenger RNA. It is a transcript of the gene SLC25A19, whose product is annotated as solute carrier family 25 member 19. The transcript is spliced from 6 exons. Gene Ontology annotation, molecular function: thiamine transmembrane transporter activity. Lineage: Eukaryota; Metazoa; Chordata; Aves; Columbiformes; Columbidae. Bases 17 to 985 code for a protein of 322 amino acids. The record is from RefSeq and is a predicted model, not a curated record. Gene Ontology annotation, biological process: thiamine pyrophosphate transmembrane transport. Gene Ontology annotation, cellular component: mitochondrial inner membrane.